This is a messenger RNA of Sycon ciliatum, 2921 nucleotides long. RefSeq lists its product as uncharacterized. NCBI's taxonomy places the organism in Eukaryota, Metazoa, Porifera, Calcarea, Leucosolenida, Sycettidae. The transcript has 5 exons. Bases 696 to 1136 code for a protein of 146 amino acids. The record is from RefSeq and is a predicted model, not a curated record.
UUGCAUGUUUCUGUAAUAUUACUCGCUGUGCCUUCUGGAGAAUCAGGGCAGGGAGAACUUCAGCAGUUCGGGGCACUCUAUCGAGACAGUUCCAUGCUGAGGGCAAGCAUCUCCUAUUUUUUCACAAAAGUGUAGAUCUACGUGUAGAAUUUGGAAACGAAGGCACUCCACGGUCAUAAAAGGCUGGCCGGUGAAACGCGUGAGGGUAGUGUAGGCAGCUGGACUGCAUGGAUUACUCUGCCGGCCGUAUCCGGUCAAAUCGCUAAGGACUUGCCUCAUGCCGGUAACUCUGAACCUGCCUGAACUUUGAGCGUGCUGAAGAGGGAGCCGAGUAUGGACGGCAAUCGCUUGUGUUGAGUUUCUCCUUGCCUUUCUCGAACCCUCAGCUGAGCUGCCUGCUGUAUCUACAGUUUCUGAAGCCGUGAAGGGUUCGACAGUGGAUCAUCACUGUACGUGUACGUGAUUAUCAAGUGAGCAGGCGCAUGCACAGACUCAGUACACAGACUCAGUGAAUAGAGGCUGACCGGAACGUGUUGUCGAAUACUUGUGCGGUUCCACUGUCCAGUGAGCGGUCUUGCCAUCCACAAUUGGCACAAAACUGGCCGUUAGCUAUCAUUCGGCCACCAUGAUGAGAGCAACGGGAAUUCGAUGACCGGCUUACUACUUCAAAGUACAAAAGUGCAUAGCACCGGACAAUGGCAAGUGCAAAGACUAUCUGCGAGUGCCUGGUAAUCGCGCUGCUCGCCGGAGUUCACCUUGCAGGCGCGACACACUUUCGCGGCGGUCUCAUAUCCUGCCAUCCUGUGCUGGACAACACUGACGGUGGCAUGGACAGCUCUGGCAGUGUACACCUUGAAUGCCAGUUUCGCAUAGGGUGGCGUUUGGAUUACUCUGCGGGAUCAGUGUGCAACUUGACGUUACGGGCAAAUCAGGAGCUGUUGAAUGGACCGGGAUCUAAGUUCAGGCUAAGGUGCUAUUCCGGCUGUACAAGGCGUCCCACUGUUGACUAUCUGAAGUUUUACUGCACGGAGUUCAGUGACUCGGAGCUCUGGACGCAGGGAGCCAAUACAUUUCGGUACACUCUCUCCGGCUCUAACCAGAUUUUCACUGCUGCCCUGCUGUUGCAAGCGUAUUAACACCGUGGACAAUGCGGACGUAUGCGACGAGUUUGGUGCGUGCUCGUGCAAAGAGGGAGCGACUGGCAGCAAGUGUGGGGCUUGCCUAGAAGGCUACAAUCUGAACCCACAAACUGGAUGUGAACCCAUUGUAAUCGAGCAACAAACAACGCCGACAGAGACACCGUAUUACAUACCCAUAGUCAUAGCACUUGUGCUGCUCCUGGUGCUGGCUAUAGUGAUCAUUUUCUUGCAAGAUCGGAAGAACAGACGCAGAAAGGCCAUGAUGGUCUCGCCGGAUGAUGACCUGCACAGCGAAACCUCAUCCGAGGAUUUGAGCAUGCGAGAGCAGCUAAUCGCCCGGGAGAGCAGCCACACGCCGUCAGACAAUGGAACUGUUUCAGAUUCACACCCGGGAGGCGUCAAUGCUUGGCGUCGACAAUGGCGGUGCAGCAGGUGGUUCCCCUGCUGCAGUGCCAGCGCGACCUGACACACCGCCACCGAAACCCAAGAAUAUGAUUGACACGUUCAAAUCGCCACCUUCUGCCACCAGCUCGUCUGCAAGUGUUCACUCACUCUCCGGCGGCAGACGUCCUGGCGUGGUUCACGCUAAGAGCAACACUCCGCAACAAGUAUCCAACAAUUCUGCGACUCGGUCUGACAGUUCAAGUGCUCUGUUCAGCCGGCGGACUACGCGAUCUCAUCUAGAUGAUCAGAACGUCGUGAACAACACCAGCUGAUGGUGUGCAUUGUCCAACUAGCCCUGUUGUGGAUGCAAGGACAGCACAACAGCAGAGUAGCCCUCAGCCAGGCGAUGUUCUGCCGUAUAGCCCUCAGCCAAAUGAUCUUUUGCCAUACAGCCCUCAGCCAGGUGAUGUUUUGCCAUACAACCCUCAGCCAGGCGAUGAUCUGCAGUAUAGCCCUCAGCCAGGCGAUGCUCUUCUGACCAUGCCGCUGCCAGGUGGUGUAGAUGACAUGUUAGAUCAUGCUGCAUCACCCCGUCAGGAGGUCCACAGCCCGCAUGCUGCAAGUGCUGCUGAAGCAGCUGCAGAGUUUCCGGACGUGCCGAGGCGGAAAAAGAGCUCAUUGCCCCCUAUCCGCCGAAGACCGCGAGCGUCCCGGGGUCAGCAAAGCAGUGACAUGGAGACGCCUCUACUGUAGGGGACCUCUGGAAACUGACAUUGCACUCUAUAUAACUGUUACAUGUGGUUCAUUAAAGGUACGUCGCCGGUACACACCAUGCCUGAAGUUUGGAGUGACUUUCCUGGUCAUAUAUCUGCCAGAGUAUGUGUGCUGUACAUACCCCCAUAUGCAGGACACACGGCUGCAUGACUUUUCUGGCAAGUGCAUGCCAUGAGAAUGCGAGGCGUGCGGAGUACGAUAUGCGUCCAGAGUUUUCGUUUGCCGCCCACAGCCACAGCUAGCAUUCGGACUUCAUUGCUCGGGAUCGGUGCCGACGAGAAGCCUUCAACGGUGCUCAACUGCCCAGGCCCUUGUGGCUCGGAGUAUCUUGGACAUGCAAAUGUGCAGUGCACAUUCCACUCCUUCAGAACACCAUUAUGGCUGAGUGCUCUAAAGAGGUGGGCUGGCGAUGCAUGAACAGAACACCAUACGUGAACACAAUCUCUGGCUGAACACUCAAAGCCAUACCAAGUGCGUCAUGCUUCCCGACUAACUUCAUGAUCGGGAUUAAUACUUGUAGCAUGCAUGGAGACGUCACAGGCGCGAGUGACGAUACCGAUGUAGGUUUCGCUCCAGUGCUGCCCGUUCAAGUCACCCUGAAAGGCAGAGCUGAUGUAUGCCCGC